This is a messenger RNA of Rhagoletis zephyria (snowberry fruit fly), 1472 nucleotides long. Its product is annotated as gustatory and odorant receptor 63a-like. The record is from RefSeq and is a predicted model, not a curated record. Gene Ontology annotation, cellular component: dendrite; axon; membrane. NCBI's taxonomy places the organism in Eukaryota, Metazoa, Arthropoda, Insecta, Diptera, Tephritidae. Gene Ontology annotation, molecular function: sweet taste receptor activity. Gene Ontology annotation, biological process: sensory perception of taste.
AUGUUCAAUAGUUAUAAUCGCCGCAAAAAGCACGAUACAGUUUUUCUAAAUGUAAAGCCCACUUUUAACGGCCAAGAUGGUGGACUGCGAAAGUAUUCCACUGGGUUACUCGAUAAUGAGGAUAAUCCAUAUUUGAAUGCCAACAUUAGUCGGGGUAGUCGAGCAUCGGUCGGAACUACAACUACAUUGAAUGAAAAUUUUCGACCAAAUGUUUUCUACAAUAACAUUGCGCCAAUACAAUGGUUUCUGCAUAUAAUUGGGGUCUUACCCAUUACAAGACGUGAAGCUGGCAAAGCUAAAUUUCUGCUAAAUUCAAUAGCUUUUGGAUAUUCGUUUGUGUUCUUCAUACUCCUGGCGAUAUAUGUCUCUUAUGUGGCUAAAAAUCGCAUUGGAAUAGUCUCAUCAUUGAGUGGACCCUUCGAGGAAGCUGUAAUUGCUUAUCUAUUUUUGGUAAAUAUUCUACCACUACUGCUGAUUCCAAUACUCUGGUGGGAGGCGCGUAAGAUCGCCAUACUGUGGAACGAUUGGGAUGACUUUGAGAUUUUAUACUAUCAAAUAUCGGGUCAUAGCUUACCAUUGAAUUUGUUUCGAAAAACUACAAUUAUUGCGAUAGUUUUGCCAGUAUUAUCUAUUAUAUCGGUUGUUAUAACUCACAUAACGAUGGCAGAUUUUCUAUUCGUGCAAGUAAUACCUUACUGCAUCUUAGACAACUUGACCGCCAUGUUGGGUGCUUGGUGGUUCAUUAUUUGUGAUUGUCUCAGUACGACAGCAAAUAUUCUAGGCGAGCGUUUUCAAAGGGCACUUCGUCACAUUGGCCCCGCCGCUAUGGUCGCCGAUUAUCGCGCAUUGUGGUUACGUCUGAGCAAAUUGACACGCGAUACCGGCAAUGCUACCUGCUACACCUUCACAUUCCUCAAUCUAUAUCUUUUCUUUGUUAUCACUCUGUCGGUUUAUGGUCUUAUGUCUCAACUUUCUGAAGGUUUCGGUAUUAAGGACAUCGGUUUGGCCAUUACCGCCAUUUGGAAUGUAUUCCUACUCUUCUAUAUUUGUGAUAAGGCUCAUUAUGCCUCCUUCAAUGUGCGUACGAAUUUUCAGAAGAAAUUACUAAUGGUCGAAUUGAAUUGGAUGAACUCAGAUGCACAAACGGAGAUCAAUAUGUUUAUACGCGCUACUGAAAUGAAUCCGUCGAAUAUCAAUUGUGGCGGAUUUUUCGAUGUGAAUCGAAAUCUUUUCAAAGGGUUGCUUACCACAAUGGUCACUUAUCUGGUUGUGUUGCUCCAGUUCCAGAUCAGUAUACCCAGUGACUCGGGUAAGCAUACGAAUGUUUCAAUAGCUGAGCUAGUAACUGACGCGUUUAUGGAAACUACCGAAGCAACUAGCACGACACCCUUAACAACAACUACAACGACUAAGGCACCACCACCCGCACGAGGUAGGAAGGGAUAAGGAUAAGAAUAAGGAAGAAAAGUGUU